GAAUACGUGCAAGAAGGAAUUCGAUGGACACCAAUAGAUUACUUUAACAACAAAAUAGUGUGUGACCUUAUAGAGAACAAAGUGAAUCCCCCAGGGAUUAUGAGCAUUUUAGAUGAUGUGUGUGCCACAAUGCAUGCGGUGGGAGAAGGAGCUGACCAAACGCUGCUUCAGAAACUCCAGAUGCAGAUUGGGGCUCAUGAACAUUUCAACAGCUGGAACCAGGGAUUUAUCAUUCAUCAUUAUGCUGGAAAGGUAUCUUAUGAUAUGGAUGGAUUCUGCGAGAGAAAUCGGGAUGUUCUUUUCAUGGACUUGAUUGAACUCAUGCAGAGCAGUGAUUUGCCUUUUAUAAAGGCUCUGUUUCCUGAAAAUCUUCAAGGGGACAAGAAGGGCCGUCCUACCACUGCAGGCAGUAAAAUCAAAAAACAAGCAAAUGACCUCGUUGGCACCCUGAUGAAGUGUACACCCCAUUACAUCCGCUGCAUCAAACCAAAUGAAACAAAGAAGUCUCGAGACUGGGAGGAGAGCAGGGUAAAACAUCAGGUGGAAUACUUAGGUCUGAAAGAAAAUAUUCGAGUAAGAAGAGCUGGCUAUGCCUACAGGCGGGUCUUCCAGAAGUUUUUGCAGAGGUAUGCCAUUCUGACCAAAGCAACCUGGCCUUCCUGGAAAGGAGAAGAGAAACAAGGAGUUCUUCACCUGCUUCAGUCGGUCAACAUGGAUCCUGACCAAUACCAGCUUGGAAAAUCCAAGGUCUUCAUCAAAGCUCCGGAGUCUCUGUUUUUGUUAGAAGAGAUGAGAGAGAGGAAGUACGACGGGUAUGCUAGGGCCAUCCAGAAGGCGUGGAGGAAGUACGCGGCCAGGAAAAAAUACGUACAGAUGAGAGAAGAAGCAUCAGAUCUGUUGCUGAACAAGAAGGAGAGAAGACAGAACAGCAUUAACAGGAAUUUUGUGGGAGAUUACAUAGGCAUGGAGGACCAUCCAGAGCUACGCCAGUUUGUGGGCAAACGGGAGAAGAUUGAUUUUGCAGACACCGUAACUAAAUAUGAUAGACGGUUUAAGAGCGUGAAGAGAGAUCUUGUCCUCACUCCCAAGUGCAUAUACCUGAUCGGGCGGGAAAAGAUAAAGCAGGGUCCAGAGAAAGGCCAAGUGAAGGAAGUGUUAAAGCGAAGGAUGGAAGUGGAGAGAAUUCUUGCUGUUUCUCUCAGCACAAUGCAGGAUGACAUUUUCAUUCUACAUGAACAGGAAUAUGAUAGUUUGCUGGAAUCAGUCUUCAAAACUGAAUUUUUAAGCCUCUUAUCAAAACGAUACGAAGAGAAAACACAAAGAAAACUACCUCUGAAGUUUAGCAAUACACUUGAAGUGAAACUGAAAAAGGAGAGUUGGGGGCCCUGGAGCAGUGGUGGUUCUCGACAAGUGCAAUUUAUGCAAGGCCAAGGAGAUAUAGCCGUUCUCAAGCCAAGUAAUAAAGUGCUGCAGAUCAGCAUCGGACCAGGGCUACCAAAGAAUUCCCGUCCUACUAGACGGAACCUUACCCAAAGUAGAGGGUAUUCCAACAGGUCUCAGAGUCAGACUUACCCUAUGAGAGCCGCACCACCUCCUCCUGGUCAGCAGCAAAACGGAGUAAUAAAUGCCCCACAGUUUGUACCACUGCCCCAUGUCCCAGGAAAUCAACGGGCCAAUCAGAAAAACCUGUAUACAAAUAUGACACGACCAACUUUACCACGGCAACUGUCAGGAGGAUCAGGCAAGAUUUCACAGCAACCAGAAAGCUUGGAUUUCCUGAAAGUACCUGACCAAGGAGCAGCCGG
This is a messenger RNA of Leptosomus discolor (cuckoo roller), 1805 nucleotides long. NCBI's taxonomy places the organism in Eukaryota, Metazoa, Chordata, Aves, Leptosomiformes, Leptosomidae. The record is from RefSeq and is a predicted model, not a curated record.